GACAAGUAAAAGUUAAAUCUUUGUGUUCUGACAAUAGGGCGGAAGUGUACAUUUAAUUCUAAAAUAUAUAUAGCCUAUGAAAAUGAAAGUAAAACCAAGAGUAGGAUAACUUAAACAGACAUUUGCUACACAUCCAGUUUUCUUAGCACAAUGGACGAUAUGAUGAAUGAUAUCCUGCGUCUUUGCUGUGAACUCUCAGCAGACAAACAGAUAAAAGCAGCAUUUAAAAAUAGUGUCAAAGGAGCAGCAGCAGCUGGUGGUGGUGCCUUUGUAGGAGGACUACUUGGUGGCCCAGUCGGUAUAGCUCUUGGUGGUGCCGUGGGAGGGGCCCUAGGAGCUUGGAUGACAAGUGGCCAAUUCAGACCUCUUCCUGAGAUUCUCAUGGAGCUGAGUCCUAUACAGCAGGAGAAACUCUGCUCUGAUGUGAAGACAGCAUUGGGCACGCUGAAAUGGACUGACGUUGCUCAUCUACUUACCCAAGUUAGGCAGAAUGGGCUUGUGCAGCAGAAAGUGCUUGGCGCUAUAAUGUCUUAUGCCAAAAAUGAGCUCAAAGCUGAAGUGCAGUAUGUAGAUUGACCACUAGAGGGAGAAACGCCAUCAGUCUAAAAGUAGUGGUUUUACGUGUUAGGACAAUGCUUGUGGGCUUUAUGAUUUAGCUACUUCUGUUGCUGUCAUUUCAGUUUAAUCACCUAUGGUUACCUAGAUAAUAUGUUGGUUAUAAAUAAACAUAUUCUUAUGUUAGAAAGUUAUUUCACAGUUAUUUGGAGAUAACUACACAGUGAAAUGUGAUUAACCGUAGCUUAAGAAUAAGCACUGUAUUUAGAAUAACCAUGUGUUUACCAUCAACCAGUUUACACUGUCUUAUAAAAUAUGAUUUUCUUACAGUUUAGGGGUUUUUGUAAGCAACAUGUAGGCAGUAGACAUUGCCCUACUGUAUGUAAACUUAAUGUCUUUAUAUAAUAUUUAAAUAAAUGCAUACUUUUCUUAUUUGCA
This is a messenger RNA of Paramisgurnus dabryanus, 993 nucleotides long. RefSeq names its product protein C19orf12 homolog. NCBI's taxonomy places the organism in Eukaryota, Metazoa, Chordata, Actinopteri, Cypriniformes, Cobitidae. The record is from RefSeq and is a predicted model, not a curated record.